Molecule: messenger RNA, 2322 nt
Organism: Penicillium mononematosum
Lineage: Eukaryota; Fungi; Ascomycota; Eurotiomycetes; Eurotiales; Aspergillaceae
Exons: 3
Coding region: 1-2322 (773 amino acids)
Biological process (GO): regulation of transcription by RNA polymerase II; DNA-templated transcription
Cellular component (GO): chromatin
Molecular function (GO): RNA polymerase II cis-regulatory region sequence-specific DNA binding; DNA-binding transcription factor activity, RNA polymerase II-specific; zinc ion binding
Source: RefSeq, a predicted model, not a curated record
AUGAAAACCCAGGAAAAACACGCGUGUCAACACCCAGGUUGCGAAAAGAGCUUCACGCGCGCAGAGCAUCUGCGCCGCCAUGCGCUCAACCACGCGCAACCGCGUAAUGGAUAUACUUGCGAGCGGUGCUCUGUUCACUUCCAGCGCUCAGACCUGUUAGCGCGACAUAUGGAGCGACACGAGAAACGGGACCUUGAAGCUGGAGGGCCCGGACAGGGGACGCUGAAGACGCGAAAGCGGACGCGGAGAGCUGAGGAUGGUUCUAUUAUUGUGCGCCCUUCACAAAGGCAAAUGAGGGCGGCUGCUGCAGCUCGAUCCCCUGUCUCGGCGAAUAUUUCUAGUCAGGAGCCAGAAGUGCGUGACGAGGAAGGGUAUUUUCAUGAUGAUGUCCCCUUGUCACCACCUGGCUCGGGAACCGACCCAACUUCAAUUUCUAUGGAUGAUACAGACCCUUUCUUGGCUUCCUUGGUGCCAGCUGGGCCUUUUGAGCCCUACGUCGAGCCAGUCGCUGGACAGUUUGACGCAGCGGAUGGGUCUUUUGGUGUUGAGUUGGAUGGGAUUGGGGAUUAUUUUGGAAUGGACACUGCCCCUGUUUUGGAAGAAUUCGAUUCUAAUCCCCCGGAGGUAAUGGAGAAAUACGAUGGUCCAUCUGCCUUGCUCAUGGCUUCAAUCAUGGACAGAGGCGAAACAUUCAGAGAAACGACCUCACUCCCCAUACCAAGUAUCCCAGACCUGGAUUGGAUGGGUGGCGCGGCGACGUUGGACCCCGAUCUCCGAAGGAAUCUACCGAUAAUAUCCGAAGAAGCGCGAAAGGGGAUCCUAGCACUGGUGGCACACGCACAUCCGACAGACAUUGACGGGCAACCCAUGGUACUUGACUCGCCGCUGCUGACACUCCCUGCCCUCCAGUCAUACUGCGACAUGUUCUUCGAUCGGUUCAACACGACGUACCCUCUGAUUCACCAGUCUACAUUCGAUCCAAGCACCGCACCCCCAGUCUUCCUAGCCUCGAUCCUCUUCAUGGGUGCGACAUACGGCACGCGUGAGGCCCACCAAUUGGCAGUGGAGGUCCACGAUGUCCUGCGAAGCCAGCUACUCUGCCAUCCGGAUUUCUCACCGCAGGCUGACCUGUGGGUCUUGCAGACCAUGCUUCUGAUAGAUUGCUUCGGGAAGAUGCGAGCUGGCCACAAACAGCGCGAGCGCGCACAGCUGUUCCACUGCGUGUUGAUCAAAAUGAUCAGGCGGAGUAAUUGCUGUGGCAUACGUGACUUGCCUCAUGCCAAUCAAUCAGCGGAUUUGGAUCAACUGUGGCGAGAGGCUAUGGAGGAUGAACAGCGUAAGAGGGUGGCUAUACAUUGCUUUAUGUGGGAUACGCAGCACGCUGUGCUAUUUUCGCAGUCGCUGUGUAUGUCUGCGUUCGAGAUCAGAUCUUCACUACCGUGUAGUCCUGCGGCUUGGGAUGCCUCGUCUGCUCGGGAGUGGUCGCGACAUGCCUUCCGAGAAGAGAAUCGGCCAUUCCUUACUGUUCUGAAAGGAUACAUUACACCGGCGGCCGUUGCCAGACCUCGAGACCUGAACGUCUUUGCCCGAAUCGUCAUCCUACAUGGGUUAAUGUCUGUAUCUGCGGAUCUCAAACGUCGUGAUCAAACAACCCUACGGUCGGAGACACCCGAGCGUGUCGGAGCUUGGACACCGCGCAUGGGUCGGUCCUAUGAUCUGUGGAAAGUCGAUUUCGAUGCAGAUUGUCUUGCUAUUAAGCUCGCUCAGACCGCGACCCCGAGGCAGUUCACGGGAUUCAAGAUCUCUGGGUAUUCCCUUUAUCACGCGGCAUAUCUCGCGUUAAAUGUCGAGGUACUGGAUUUGCAGAUCGUUGCUGGAGCAGGUCAAAUCCUGGGGCGUACAGUGACUGAGGCUGACCAGGCACGGUCGCUGCGGAAUAUUACCAGAUGGCUACAGGAGGAAUCCGGACCAUCCUGUACGACUGCGCGACAAGCGGCGUCGUUACUUCAGGAUGCGGUAUUGAGCCUUCAUGACUGGGACCAAGCUGACUCCUUCCACUUCCCCUGGUGUCUAUAUCUAUGCACAUUAGCCUGCUGGGUUUUCCAUCGUGGGCCCAACCUGGCUUCUGACGAGAACCGAAUCAACACCGAUCUAUCUUCGUUGAUCGUGAUGCUAACUAAUUGUCCCAGCUUGCCAGAUCUAGCAGGCAUAUCUGGAAAAUAUUGUCCUCGCCCUCUAGCGGCGGCGAUGGCGAAACAACUAGCGACAGUCCGAUGGGCAGUUGUUCACGAUGCUAUGAAAGUACUGAUGAGAUUGUCAUGA